Coprinopsis cinerea okayama7#130 is the source of this 252-nucleotide messenger RNA. RefSeq lists its product as hypothetical. The record is from RefSeq and is a predicted model, not a curated record. NCBI's taxonomy places the organism in Eukaryota, Fungi, Basidiomycota, Agaricomycetes, Agaricales, Psathyrellaceae. Bases 1 to 252 code for a protein of 83 amino acids. The transcript is spliced from 2 exons.
AUGAACGUACCCACGAACGCGACCCAGGCCAAAGAGCGCCUCUAUUCUCAACUAGCAGCAAGCCUAGGCAGAAUGUCUCGAGCGAUCAGCCAAACCGCCGACCUUUGCGAGCAAUUGCAGGUCGAUCUCCAUGCGAUGAGGGUGUUUGCUGGGUUGGAUGCGGCGAAGCUUAUGACUGUCGCUGCCUCGCUCAACCCGGAGGAUGAAGAGGAGGCUGAAGGAGCCGAGGGUGGAGAAAAAUCCACGGCUUAG